GAGUGCGAGAGAAUCCCUCUGAAAAAAAAGCUUUCAAUAUUUAUGUAUCUCUCUCUAGAAUUCUAAUGGAGAAGGCAUUACAGGCAAAGUGGGAAGGGAAGGUCUCAGCAAAGCUAUCAAACGCCACAGUAGACCAAAUAUGGCCUCUAUUCACAGACUUCUUCAACUUCCAAAAGUGGUUCCCAAGUCUAUCCACUUGCCACGGCAUCCACGGCACCAACGGUGAUCCCGGCUGCAUCAGAUACUGUUCCGGAUUUUCGAUCCCAUCCAACGUUGGCGACAAACCCGUCAGCUGGUCAAAGGAGAGGCUGAUAGCCGUUGAUCACGCCCAACACAGCUUAACCUACGAGAUAGUGGAUAGCAACAUUGGGUUCGAGUCAUACGUUUCGACGGUGAAGAUCGUUCCUGGAAGUGAUCCUGGUGAUGAUCAUGAUCAUCAAUGUGGUUGCGCGAUUGAGUGGUCCUUCACCGUUGAUCCCGUGGAGGGGUGGGCAUUGGAUGAUCUAGUAAGGAAAUACGAAGAGGGUAUACAACGAAUGGCCCAGAAAAUGGAGGCUUCAUUUGGAAAUAGAGUGAAAACAAGCACAGGCCAAAUGGGAAGGAAAAGUUUCUGCAAGGCUAGUCAAAUCCAGCGUCAACCAAAUAUGGCCUCUAUUUACCGACUUCUUCAACAUCCACAAGUGGUUUCCUGUCGUGGAGACUUGCUACGCCGUCCAUGGUAACAACGGUGAGCCCGGCUGCAUCAGAUACUGCUCCUCGGGAUCCAUAAAAACAUCAUCAAACG
Molecule: messenger RNA, 784 nt
Organism: Morus notabilis
Lineage: Eukaryota; Viridiplantae; Streptophyta; Magnoliopsida; Rosales; Moraceae
Product: lachrymatory-factor synthase
Exons: 2
Coding region: 66-722 (218 amino acids)
Source: RefSeq, a predicted model, not a curated record